Salarias fasciatus (jewelled blenny) is the source of this 571-nucleotide messenger RNA. RefSeq names its product gamma-crystallin M3-like. The coding region runs from base 17 to 571 and encodes 184 amino acids. The record is from RefSeq and is a predicted model, not a curated record. NCBI's taxonomy places the organism in Eukaryota, Metazoa, Chordata, Actinopteri, Blenniiformes, Blenniidae. Gene Ontology annotation, molecular function: structural constituent of eye lens. Gene Ontology annotation, biological process: lens development in camera-type eye; visual perception. The transcript has 3 exons.
AAGUAAAAGCAUCACAAUGGGCAGGAUCGUUUUCUACGAGGAGAGGAACUUCCAGGGCCGCUCCUACGAGUGCAGCAGCGACUGCUCCGACGUCCACAUGCACCUGAACCGCUGCAACUCCUGCAGGGUGGACAACGGCUGCUUCGUGGUGUACGACCGCCCCAACUUCAUGGGCAACCAGGUCUUCCUGCGCAGGGGGGAGUACCCCAACUUCCAGUUCAUGGGGAGCAUGAUGGGCCUGAUGGGCAUGGCCACGAUGGACACCAUCCGCUCCUGCCGCAUCAUCCCCAUGCACCGCGGCCAGUUCAGGAUGAGGAUCUACGAGAAGGAGAACUUCGGCGGCCAGAUGCACGAGCUGAUGGACGACUGCGAGUCCCUCCAGGACCAGUUCUUCAUGUCGGACUGCCAGUCCUGCAACGUGAUGGAGGGCCACUGGCUGAUGUUCGAGCAGCAGAACUACAGAGGCCGCAUGAUGUACGUGAGGCCGGGGGAGUACAGGAACCUGCGGGACAUGGGCCUGAGCAACAUGAUGAGGAUCAGCUCCAUCCGCCGCAUCAUGGACAUGUGCUGA